This is a messenger RNA of Brassica napus (rape), 1060 nucleotides long. Its product is annotated as nucleolin 1-like. The transcript is spliced from 5 exons. Bases 68 to 877 code for a protein of 269 amino acids. Gene Ontology annotation, molecular function: RNA binding. The record is from RefSeq and is a predicted model, not a curated record. NCBI's taxonomy places the organism in Eukaryota, Viridiplantae, Streptophyta, Magnoliopsida, Brassicales, Brassicaceae.
GAGCCAGAAAAUAAGAUAUUUUUUCCUAAAAUCCCUAAAGACAAAAGUAUCGAUCUUAUCAAAGUCCAUGGAGAGAUCCGAACCUUCUUCUCGUAUGAUCGCUUUUCUCAACGCCUCGAUGGAGAGAUCCGAAUCUUCUUCUCGGGUUUCUGCUCCGUACACGGGGAAGAGGACUUUGUACGGUGAUAAGUAUGUCGACGUUAUGAAGUCGCACUAUGAUUACUACAAAAGCAGGAUAAGGAUCGGUGUUGAAGGGUACAGUACUUCCCUUAAACCUAUUGAUCUCUACCGGGCUUUGGAGAGUCUUUUCAAGACAUGUGGAGAAGUCCACAACAUCCAGAUUCGCAGAGAUCCAGUGACAAAUGCACUCCAGAGGUCGUGCAUUGUUAUCCUUCGUGGAGAAGGCGCAGGAGACAAAGCCUUGCAACUCAAUGGAAGUGACAUUGGAGGAAGUAAGAUUGUCGUUACGAGUUUGCCUCCAGAACUCAGUGAACUCAGCACUGGGUUGAGUACUGAUGUACUCGCUGCUAGGAGCGUGGCACAUAAUCGAAGAAAGCGUAGCGAAGGCAUAUCCGUUACUGGAUAUGACACUUCACUUACUAAAGAUGAUUUGAAGAAUGCUUUGACUAACCAUUUCUCCACAUGUGGCGAGAUUACCGACGUUUUCGUUCUCAACAGCCGUGCCCUGGUCUACUUCUACGGACUAGGCUCCAACAACCGAGCGGUUCAGCUGUCUGGAACCGACCUAGGAGGCUCCACACUGGUGGUCAAAGCCUUGCCCUAUCCAAAACCCAAAGGUAGUGCCUGGACCCGUUUGCGUUACCGUUUCAGGUCAGCCACUCUCUCAACGAUCACUGGGUGGGCACAUCAGAUGUGAGAGGAAUUCUGGUUUAGUAUUUUAUUUUAUGAAUUUCGGCUUGUUUGCUUGUUCUGUUUAGUACCCCAAAAAAAACUUAUAUUUCGGAUGUGUUUGAUUACUACAAAAAAAAACUUAUAUUUCGGAUGUUUGAUUACUACAAAAAAACUUAUAUUUCGGAUAUGUUUAAUUACUUCUCUUUAG